Messenger RNA from Epithele typhae, 834 nucleotides. RefSeq lists its product as uncharacterized. The coding region runs from base 1 to 834 and encodes 277 amino acids. The transcript is spliced from 6 exons. The record is from RefSeq and is a predicted model, not a curated record. NCBI's taxonomy places the organism in Eukaryota, Fungi, Basidiomycota, Agaricomycetes, Polyporales, Epitheliaceae.
AUGUCCACCACCAUCCGCUUUCCCCCGCCACCACCGACCCGGAACGAGCUGUCGAGCGAGCAACGCGCAAGACUCAUGCGCAGCAACAGCAAACUGGCCAGGUCCUUGGCAGCACGCCCCAUGUCCUCGACCUUUCCUACGUCGCGACAAGAGGUACCCAUUCUGCCGCAUAUAUUGCACGGACGUUCCAAGUCCGUCACCAAGGUCGACAUGGACUCCAUCCGCGUCGUUACUCAAAGCCCGGACUCCGUCUCCUCGAGCACGACCAGCAGCUCGCACAACUCUUCGCGCAAGCCCAGUCUCGCCACCAUCCCCGGUUCUCCCCCUUACGACCACGCCAGCUUUGACAGCCUCAACCUCCGUCCGCCUUCGUUCCGUCUCCCAUCCGAGUCUGCCCUCCGCCGUGAGAAGCUUCGCCGCGUCCGCAAGAUGCUGGGCGACGGCGUCCCCACCGACCUCAUCUUCCCUUCAUCCGCCGAGGAACUCGCCCUCAUCGUCACUCCCACGUCUGUGGCAAGCCGCGAGUGGCUCCUCGUCGACUUGAAUAAACCGCUCCCCACCAAGCCCGCCCGCCAGCACCAGAGCCUCGCGACGUGGGAGCCGGCCACCCGCCGCAACAAGCUGUACCGGGAGCACUCAAAGGAGCGACCUUCCGGUGGUGCGCAGCGCCUGGAAAGCAUCGCUGAGAGCGCCAAGGAGUCGCGCCCGAGCAGCGUCCAGGUGCUUGGGGUGUCCGCGAGCGCUGGGAUGAACGGGAGGGGGCGUUCAAGGCGGUUCAUCGAGGGCGAGGUGAUGUUCGACCAGAUCGCGGCGACAUGGAACCGGGGGUGGUGA